Messenger RNA from Macroventuria anomochaeta, 1863 nucleotides. Its product is annotated as CwfJ domain protein. The transcript has 2 exons. Gene Ontology annotation, biological process: mRNA splicing, via spliceosome. Gene Ontology annotation, cellular component: post-mRNA release spliceosomal complex. NCBI's taxonomy places the organism in Eukaryota, Fungi, Ascomycota, Dothideomycetes, Pleosporales, Didymellaceae. Gene Ontology annotation, molecular function: RNA lariat debranching enzyme activator activity. The record is from RefSeq and is a predicted model, not a curated record. Bases 1 to 1632 code for a protein of 543 amino acids.
AUGGCUUCCAAAAUUGUGGUCAUUGGCGAUGUGGAUGGUCAGUUCCAGGCUGUCUUCCAGAAAGUGAACGCGCUGCACGUGAAGAACAACUUUGCUUUCGCGCUCAUUAUUGGCAACUUGUUUGCUAGCACGCAGAGCUCCAGCGAUGUAGCUGAGCCGGAUGUGCAGUCGCUCGUGGAUGGCAAAAUCGAAGUUGCACUCCCAACAUACUUCGCUCUUAGCAACCACGCCCUACCGCCAGCAGUCGUCGAAAAAUUGCAGUCUUCACACGAUGAGCUAUGCCACAAUCUGCAUUUCCUGGGUAAACGAACGACUAUGAAGACCUCAGAGGGAAUUCGCAUUGUUGCACUUGGCGGCCAAAUGGACCCCAACAUCAUUGCAGGCCAGUCCAAAGACAAGUACCCACCUUUCUACGGCGAGACAGAUGCAAAGAUCCUCCGUGGAGCAACGACAGCCGACAUUCUUGUGACCUGUGACUGGCCUGAGGGUAUUCAGAAGCGUUCGAAGGCCGAGCUCAGCGCAGAGGUUUCGCCUUCGGCGCAACAGUGUAUCGCCGACCUUGAUAUAGUCCUUAAACCCAAGUACCACUUCUCGACAUCCAAAAGCUCUUUCUGGGAACGAGAGCCAUUUUUCCACACCCCGAGUGAUGAUACCGACAACCUUUACCCAGUCACCAGGUUCAUCAGUCUGGCCAAAUACGGCAACUCUAACAAGCAGAAGUGGAUCUACGCCUUCUCAUUAGAUCCCACAGCGAGCAAUCCUAUCGCGCCCCCGCCUGGUUCUACAGCCUGUCCUCUUGUUCUAUCAGAGAAGAAGCGAGCUGCGCCGGAGCCACGAGAGCAAGCUUUGGUGUACGAUGACGGUACUCGAUUCGGCAGACGAUCGCACAAGCGGCGCAAGGGUGAGCCUCGAGGACCAUUGACUGCAGCUGAAUGCUUCUUCUGCCUCGCCAACGAGAAUAUCGCAACACAUUUGGUCACCUCCAUUGGCGACAGUUCCUACGUGACCACAGCAAGGGGACCACUAUCGACAUCACAAACAUACCCCAAGCUCGGCUUCCCAUGUCAUAUGCUCAUCAUUCCCUUCUCACACCAACCCACGCUCGCUGCAAUGGAAGAGGAGGAAAGGCUCGCCACCUACGCUGAGAUGCAGAAGUACCGAGUCGCUAUGAACAGCAUGCUGAAAUCAGUUGCGGGCGAAGAGUACGGAUCCGUGGUGUGGGAGGUGAGCAAAUCGAGUCUGCCGCAUACGCAUUGGCAAUACCUUCCGGUCCCGGCAAAUCUCAUUGGCAAAGGUCUUGUCGAAGCUGCCUUCAAGGCGUUGGCCGAAAACCUACAUUGGCCGGCCUUCACAAAAGAAGAUGUCGGUGAUGGAUUCGAAGAAACAAGCGACUUCUUCAGAGUCCUUGUGUGGGACCCAAAAAACGCCCCAGAGAAGCAGACAAGCUUGGUCUUGCGCUUCGAUGACAAGAUACGCUUCCACAACCAGUUCGGUCGAGAAGUACUAGCCAAACUGUUGAGGCUGGACGAGAGGAUCGAUUGGAAAAACUGCGGCCAGACACAACCCCAGGAAGAGCACGAUGUUGAGAAGUUCAAGGAGGCCUUCAAGACCUUCGACUUCGCCGCCGAGUAGAGAUGCUUCGAUUCCGUUUCUGCCAGACACCUGUACGCAUACCAUACCUCUAUCAACAGAACAAUUGAACAUGCGGCGAUCGCCGACGGGAUUGAGAGUUGAUAUCGACCUUCCUACCUGGCGACGCCAUGUCUACGUAACACCUCCUUUAUCUGGCGCGCACUUCCUCGAUACCUCGAACAAGCCUAUCAAACAGCAUUCAGAUAUUGCCAAUCCCAGAGUCGCAGAGCA